Mesocestoides corti is the source of this 1659-nucleotide messenger RNA. The record is from the annotation of a GenBank genome assembly. NCBI's taxonomy places the organism in Eukaryota, Metazoa, Platyhelminthes, Cestoda, Cyclophyllidea, Mesocestoididae.
UUUUAUUUUCUGCGGUCUGUCUGCUCAGUUCGGCACUUUGUUAAGUACCUUCCAAUUACUGAUCGUGCUCCGCGUUUACGACUUUCGGCUAAAAGACUUGAAAAAAAUGCCCAGCUUCUUGCUGCUCAGAAUACAACCGAAGUCGAACUCGUAGAUUCAAGUCCCUCGAUUGACAGCAGGUGGAAUUACUUAUCCCAGGCGAGCCGAGUCCCUGUGGAUAGUCAGUGUCCCUCGUCGUCACCAGUGGGACCUUCUCAGUUAGAAUCAACAACAGACGCCCCUGUCGUCCACUACGUCGGCGACCUUCCUUCCGAACAUCCAUCCUCUGGAGAAGAAGUAAAUGACACUGAAUUUGCGCACUAUCGGAAAACACCGGCUAUUUUCGCGUUCGAUUCGGUAUGUGGGGCAUUCAAGCAGCACCAAACGGAAAUGGAAGAUUGGGUUUUUGAGGAUGCGGACAUAGGAAGUAAAGGACUUCGGCGAAUCCGAGCUCGAUGUGAUGCUUGGCUCGCAGAAUCUAUUGAGUUCUUUGGACAGUCGCCUGGAAGUGUUUCAGCAUGCUCAAAGGUCGAUUCCCUUGAGCACGAAACACAAAAGUCAGCCUCACUUGUCUUUGCUGACGAAUCGGCUUCGCAAGUCGUCGCCAAUGCCGUAUGUACAGUACCACCGGACCCACGAUCCGAUUCAGAGCGAAUCAAACAGUUGGAAACGGAGCUGGCUCUUCUUCGCUCCCAGUUGGCCAAAAUUGUCCUCCUUCAGGAGCGCGACCAACUCGGCUUCUCUACUCCCGCAAGGAGAGAAGGUGAAGUAACCCGAGAAGAAACCUACCGAGUGAUUAAUGUUGUCAGACGCAGUACCACUUCCACUUCGGUAAUGACUGAUCCCGUUUGUCGAGUCGCGGAGGAUGGCAUGAGCGACUCCGGUGUAGUGGAGAGCUCAUCUUGUCUCGAUCAAGGACUCCCCCCUCCGCCUCCCUCUCCCUUCUUCACUCCGGUACUUCAAGGGGUUCCGCCUCCUCCUCCUCCGCCACCUCCACCACCACCACCACCGCCUUUAGUUGACUGGCGAGCCAAACUUCUAGAAAAAAAGGGUCAAAACCCUGCCAAGCAGCCGCAGGUCAACAGUCCCGCUGUCGGUGACAUGUCCCAGGUGUUGAAGGAGUUGACGUCGGGCGCCAUCAAGCUGCGGUCUGUCCGCCGGUCGGCUGGAGGCACACCGAUUCGCAGUCGCCCCGCGGAUUGCGAGAACACCGCCAGAAUUGCUAUGAAAUCAGUCCGUAUGUUUUGUUUUAAACUUUCCUGCCUCGACAACAGCGGACUCGACAGUCCAGCACAACUGAUUGCGCGAGCGCUGAAGGCAAAGUUUGCCAACAUCCGUUACGAACUCGACAGUCCGGAGAGUCCGACCGGCGGCGACGAAGACCACCCACCCAACUCUUCAUUCUACGUCCUUUUUGUAGCUGUUUGGACGACACCUGUUGCGCCCAGUCAACAGAGACCACCUACCGUCUCCAGUGCUCUCGGAGAUGAGUUUCAACACGCCCCAAUCCAAACCCCCAUCCUAGUCGACAGAUUAUUUAUUUCGCCUCCUCUUUUUCCUCUGAACCUCUCACUUGACCCCCUCCCUCACCCGUACGAGCGUUUCCUCACCCCUCUGUGA